AGCCGCCUCCGUCACCCCCUGCUUGGUCUUCUCCACGGCACCCACCACACCCUCCUUGGCGAUGGAGAAGCCCUUCUUGAAGACGUCCAUGCCUUCUCUUCCUUCGGAGCCUUCCCCUGAAGCAGUUUCUGGAAUCACCCGCAGCGGCUGAGCCUGCUCCCUGCCAAGAUGAUCCUGACUCUGCUGCUCAGCCUCGGGGGGGCGCUGGGCUGGGGGCUGCUGGGGGCCUCGGCUCAGGCCCCCGGUCCCAAGUUCUCUGAGCCACCCAGCCCCGGGCUGCCUGGGGCCUGGAGGCCAGAGGCUGAGGACAUCAGCAGCGACCGACGGAACUGGUGCCCCUACCAGAAGUCCAGGCUGGUCACCUUCGUGGCUGCCUGCAAAACGGAGAAGUUCCUGGUCCACUCCCAGCAGCCCUGUCCGCAGGGAGCUCCGUGCCAGGGGGUCAGCGUCAUGUACCGCGUGGCCGCCAGGCCGGUGUACCGGGUCAGACAGAAGGUGCUGGCCGCCGUGGCCUGGAGCUGCUGCCCCGGCUUCGCCGGCCCUGACUGCCAACAGCAUGAUCCCACUGCGGUCCCGGGUGCCGACCUCCAGGAGCCCUGGGCCGGGCCGGCUGGCGAGGAACCGGCUGCCGAGCCGGGUCACAUCGGGGCGCAGCGGGAGCGCCUGCUGAGAGAUCUCCAGAAUGACGUCCACCACACGGCCGACAGCCCCGCAGACGGCCCGGCCAGCAACCUCACAGCUGCAGCCACCGAGGCAGACGAGGGGGAGCUCGAGUUCCUGGGCCAGUCCCCGGAGCAGGUGCUGCCUUUGGGCCCCGACUGGAGCGGCUUUAACCAGAGCCUGCACAGCCUCUUUGAGGCGGUCAGGAACCUCUCUCUUGGUGUGGAGGCCAACCGACAGGCCAUCAGCACGCUGCGGGACGGCGCCGUGCCCAGAGCUGACUUCCAGGAGCUGGGGGCCAAGUUUGAGGCCAAGGUCCAGGAGAACAGCCGGCGAGCGGGCCAGCUGCAGCGGGACCUGGAGGACGGCCUGCAGGCCCAGCGCCUCUCCCUGCAGCGCUCCCUUGCGGAGGUGCAGGCCGACGUGGACGCCAAGCUGAAGAGGCUCCUCAAGGCCCAGGAGCACCUGUCCAAUGCCAGCCUGGCGGCCGCCGCGGCAGGAGCAGGCGCCCGGCCGGAGCCCGAGAGCCUGCAGGCCCGGCUGAGCCAGCUGCAGAGGAACGUGUCGGCGCUGCACCAGGCCGCCGGCCACAGGGAAGAGGCGCUGCAGGGCACCCUGGCCGACAUGCAGGCGACCCUCGACCGGCACGUGGAGGAGAUCAAGGAGCUGUACUCGGAGUCGGACGAGACCUUCGAUCAGAUCAGCGCGGUGGAGCAGCAGGUGGAGAAGCUGCGGGGGACGCAGCAGGAGCUGCGGGAGCUGCGCGUGGCCCUGAUGGAGAAGUCGCUCAUCGCCGAGGAGAACAAGGUGGACGCGGACCGGCAGCUCCUGGAGCUCAACCUCACCCUCCAGCACCUGCAGGGCGGCCUGGCCGACCUCGUCAAGUACGUCACCGACUGCGGCUGCCAGGGGCCCCCCGGCGGCCCGGAGGGCCCGGGCAACGCCACGCGCGCCCCGGAGCGCGUCCCCGGGGGCCCGGGCGCCGGCCCCGCCCCGCGGGCGGCGGAGCGCGAGGCGGCCGUGUGGCGGGCGCUGGAGGAGCGGCGCGCCGAGGCCCAGCAGGCGGGCGCCGAGCGGGCGCGGCUCCGGACGCAGCUGCGCGCGCUGGGCGGCCAGGCGGCGGCGCUGCAGGCGGCGCAGGGCGAGCUGCGGCGGGCGGCGGGCGAGCUGCGCGCCUCCUUCGCGGCGCUGCUGGCGGACGCGCUGCGGCACGAGGCGCUGCUGGCCGCGCUCUUCGGGGAGGACGCGGUGGCCGCCGAGGCGCCGGGGCCGCUGGCGCUGAGCUACGAGCAGAUCCGCGCGGGCCUGCGGGACGCGGCGCUGGGGCUGCACGAGCAGGCGCGCGGCUGGGCGGCGCUGGCGGCCCGCGUGGCGGCCCUGGAGCGCGCGGGCGGCGCGGGGCCCGCGGGGCCGGAGCUGCAGCGCCUGGGCGCGGACGUGCGGCGGCUGGAGCGCUGCUGCGGGGACGCGGCCGCGGGCAACGCCGCCCUCAACGGCUCCCUGCAGGGCCUGCACGCGGCCCUGGCCGGCGCCCAGCUCGGCCUGCGGCGGCAGCAGCAGCUCUUCCACAGCCUCUUCGCCAACUUCCAAGGGCUGCUGGCGGCCAACGCCAGCCUGGACCUGGGGCGGCUGCAGGCCGUGCUGGGCCGGAGGGAGAAGAAGGAGCAGAGGGGCCUGGACGCGGCCCGGAGGAGGGACAAGAAGCAGGCGGCGCCCCGAGCCCCGGGGGCCGCGCCCCAGGAGGCAGGCUCCCCCGUGGCCUUCUACGCCGGCUCCUCAGGAGGGAUGGCCGCCCCGCAGACCCUGAGGUUCGACGCCGCUCACAUCAACGUUGGCAGCAGCUUCUCCCCUGAAGACGGCUACUUCCGGGCCCCCGAGCGCGGGGUCUACCUCCUGGCCGUGAGCAUUGACUUCGGCCCGGGGCCGGGCGCUGGGCAGCUGGUGCUCGGCGGUCACCGCCGGCUCCCCAUCGCGGGCGGCGGCACGGCCACGGCCUUCACCAUGGCCGAGCUGCAGAAGGGGGAGAGGGUGUGGGUGGAGCUCACCCAGGGGUCCGUGCGCAGGAGGAGCCCGCCAGGCACCGCGUUCGGGGGCUUCCUGCUGUUCAAGACCUGAGCCCUGGGCAAGCCAACCUCCGCGCUGGCCCAGCUCUUCCCCGGAGAGCCGCAGAGACGAGGCCUCCCUGGAUGCGCAGGUUGUACGCGAAGAGGCCGGAUGCUGCUCCCUGGCCGCCGGGGCUGGCCCUUCCGUCCCAGGCGGCGUGGCUGGCCUCGUUUGCUCCAGCGUUUGCUGUUUUGCCCCUUGUGGUUGAAAACUUCUGUGCACGGAACCUUCCUCUGGCUCCCGCGUGUCCCAAUCCCUGCUAGAAAAGCGUCUUUCCCAGAGGAUUGGGAACUAGAAUAGAGGGGCAUUUUGGACAAUCCGGGAACCUGGCUCCAAGCACAGCCGGUUAGGUCUGUCAAAUGAAAACGGACCGAGUAUCGGGGGAAGGAAACAGUAUCUUUCCCGCACUCUCAGUCCUUCCUCUAAUGUACCUGCAACUUGAACUGCACCCCCUUUCUCCCUGCCGCACAUGGGACACAGGCCAUGCCACAGAGCUAACGUGUGCAGCUUUCACCUUCACGCUCCCCCACAGCCUGGCCACCCUCAUUAUUAGCAUCUCGACAGGAAGGGAGCUGAGGGGGGAGGGAAGACACUAACAAUCCCCCUCAGUUCCAUCAUCUUUGGGAUCAGGCAGCACCCUUCCCAGCUCUGCCCGGUGAGCCGAUGGCGGAAGGAUGGGAGAGGCGGGAACAUGGGCGAAUAAAACUGUAAGUGUGUCUGUUUGUGUAAAGUGUGGCUCCGUCACUCCAGAGCCCUCCCUGCAGGUUCGCGUAGUUCUGCCUACAACACGAGGAUCCUCGGUGAGCACUGAGUACUGGGUCAGACACCCAGCGCAGUUAGUUAUUCUUGCAGUAACGUAGUUUAAGGUCACAUGUUCUACAGCAAACAGGCUUGUCGGAAAACGUUUCAUGGUGGUGGUAGGUGUUCAGUGUUUGCUGACUGUAUUCUUCUCCGUAAGGAAAUCUGACCGGGCUGGGAAUAGGCGGGCAGGAGCUGGUCAGCCUGCUGGAUCCGGCUCAGCCCUCGCCUGCCGGCUCCUCCCUCUGGCUAGGACCUCGCACCCAGUGCAGCCUUAGCUGCCAAGACCACUCCUGACCAAAGGCUGGUGUGUGGGCCCCCCUGACAGCCUGGAGGCAGUGCAGGCACCUGGCUGCCGCUGCUGUCAAUCAGGCGGUGCCAGUGACGGAGUGGAAAUUAUUGCAUUAAUAAGAAGGAGUGAGCUGAUGUCCUCCAUAAGGGCACAUGUCGUCCAGGGCAAGGUUAUAAAUAGGAGUGCUGCCUGGCAAGCAGGGCCCGCAGAAGGAUGAGUCACGGGCCUGUUGCCGGGGAUCUCAUGAGCGAGGUUCCCGUGCAGAUUCCCAGGCUCCCGUCACGCCCAGUGCAGGCUUCAGGUCCACACUGUGUGGCGAGGCGCCAGCUCAGCUUGGACGCUCAGUCACCGGACAGACUCACCUGCACUAAGACAUCGCAGUCGCUGGGUGGAGACCGGUGCCUUCGGGUAGACCUGCUGCCCAGCUCAGCAUCCAAACAGCCUCCCUCCAGCAGCAGCUCCGGAGCCGGUGCAGUGGCAUCAGACCACCCUGAUGGAAAAAACCCAGUACCACCGAGGACAAGAAGGAUCCUGUAAGCAGACCAGGGAAUUAUAGUAAUUCCUAAACAAACAGGAAGUAGAAAGGAUCAAGUAUGAAAUGAAAUAGCAAUAAGAAAUCAUAACCCCAAA
Molecule: messenger RNA, 4483 nt
Organism: Pipistrellus kuhlii (Kuhl's pipistrelle)
Lineage: Eukaryota; Metazoa; Chordata; Mammalia; Chiroptera; Vespertilionidae
Gene: MMRN2
Product: multimerin 2
Exons: 8
Coding region: 169-2775 (868 amino acids)
Biological process (GO): negative regulation of cell migration involved in sprouting angiogenesis; negative regulation of vascular endothelial growth factor receptor signaling pathway
Molecular function (GO): protein binding
Source: RefSeq, a predicted model, not a curated record